AUGUCGAAAAUCUACGAAAGUUUGUAUUUAGGCAAUUAUGAGGUCUCUUAAAAUCCAGUUUUUUUUGAAAAAAAUUAGAUUUAAAACAUAUUAAUUGUAGCUUCAGAUUUAAAAAUAAGCUUUAAGAAGAAAAAUUAUUUUUAAAUUAAUGUUAUUGAUAAUGAGGAUGAAUUAAUUAUCAAGCAUUGGCCUUCUUGUGUCUAAUUUAUAUAAGAAUCACAAGGAAAUACUCUUGUUCACUGCCUUGCUGGUAUGAGUCGCUCUGCCAGCACUGUUAUGGCAUAUGCUAUGUUUAAGGAGAAUCUUACAAGUGAAAAAAGUAUGAAAAAAAUAAGUAAGCUUCAUAUUGAUUCAAAUCCUAACACAGGUUUUCUUAAAUAGUUAGAAUUUUGGGAUGAAAUAUUAUUUGCAUAUAGACAGCAAGUAGCAUUUGGUUAGAAAGAGAAUUUUGGCCUAUUGUAAAUGAUCACAAAUAAAUUCUUGGAUAACCUAUAAAACUAACCAAAAAAUCUUUGA
Tetrahymena thermophila SB210 is the source of this 516-nucleotide messenger RNA. Its product is annotated as dual specificity phosphatase domain protein. Gene Ontology annotation, molecular function: MAP kinase tyrosine/serine/threonine phosphatase activity; protein tyrosine/threonine phosphatase activity. Gene Ontology annotation, biological process: negative regulation of MAPK cascade; protein dephosphorylation. The transcript has a single exon. Lineage: Eukaryota; Ciliophora; Oligohymenophorea; Hymenostomatida; Tetrahymenidae. The record is from RefSeq and is a predicted model, not a curated record. Gene Ontology annotation, cellular component: cytoplasm.